AUGCAAGCAAAGGGAGAUGGGAGUGGCAGCUUUACGCAGCGUAGCCCUCGUAUCAUUAAUGGGGAAGGCAAUGAAAAUGUUGCGGACACCUUAAGGCGUCGCUACGUGCAGGCCGAGCUCCAAUUGCGGGAGUGUGAAGACCGUUUUCGUCGGGAUUGUGCCCGUCAGGAACAGGAGUUGGAGCUCAUCCAAUUUGAGAAUAAUAAACUAAAGGUGAGGAUAGAAGAGAUGCGUAUGGCAGAGAAUGCGGUAGAUAAGGAAUCGUCCUCACGGUCGCCUGGUGGCGCUUGUGUCGCAGCAGAACAUGACUCCAAGUUACUGAAGGCUUCCUCGCAGAAAUAUCGAUCUGCCCGUGAGGCUGUGGAACGCGCGCGCAAUGAGCUUGUUGAUUUGGAGGCUCAACUGUCAGCGGCCCGUGUUCGCUUCAACGAACUGCGUUGUAGACACGGCAGUACGAGUAGCGCAGCGAAUGCCAGUUCUCUCCAAACUUACCGCAACAGACGAGAAGAAGAAGAGCAAAUUGAGGCUUCUCGGGCUCGGUUGCGAGGGCUUGAGUCGCAUGUAGAGACCGAGUCAGAUCGCCUCUCCACUCUGAUUGAAGAGGGGAAGGCGAUGCGAUUGGAAAUUGACUUGCAAAUCACCAUGCAGAACCAAGUAGAUGCUCUGAGACAGGAUCGUGAAGGGGAGAUGGUGGAGAUUAUGAAAGAAACCUCCUUUCUUAUUGAAGUGUGCAACCUGCUUGUUGAGGAACGCAGUGAGUGCGAGCAUCAGCUGGCAGAAUUACGAAAGGCGGCAGAGGCAGACGCCGAAGCGUAUGAAAAAGCCUUUUACGAGCUUGUUGCCGUAGAGGACCGUAAUAAAAUCCAGGCGCAGAAUGUAAGGGAGGGCAUUGACAAGCUGACAGAUGAAUUAGCUGAAGUUGUCAAGGAGCGCACCGCCGCGGAGCACGAUCUUGUAAACAAGCACAACGAGACCGGUGCUGCUGCCCAGGAUGAUAUGGAUGAAGACGGUGAUGGUCUCGAGAGUCAGCUAAAAGAGUUUGAAGUCUACCUCAACCGUCUAGGGAAAAUUGUCGGCACUUGCGAUCUUGCUGAGGUCGAGAGUUACGUCUGCGAUGAAAAUGGGGAGCGGUUCCAGUUGUAUAAUGUCAUACAAAGCAAACAAAGCGCCGCGCGGGAACUUGAGGAGGAGAGAAAUGAGCUAAUGAAGAAACUCAAUACUCUUGUUGACGGUACUGAAAAGCAGCGUCAGGAGCGCGAGGAGGUGAAAAGGUUGCAAAGUCAUCUGAAGGACCUGCAAGAAGAAACUGAGGCAAUCGAAAAGCGGUCAGAGAAGACACGAGCAGUGCUAGCUGAAUCAGUUCUUCACCUGCAGAAAACAUACACUUCUAUUGGUUGUGUUGCGCCGAAGCUUGUUCUCACGAAGGAAGGCUCCACACCCUCGCUACAUUCUGUGCAUGAACUGUUCGCAGCCAUUGAACGUCGUACGGAGGACUACUUAGCCGUUUGGUCGCAUGACCGCAAUGGUAACCAAGCAAAGCUAAUGGGGGGGCGAACUGGACCUUUCACUGCACACUUGCUUGACCCAAUGCCAAAGUUUAUAAAGGAAGAAACUGACACUUCAAAACCAGCGGGUCUGACAAAGCCCCGUCAUGAACAGAUCGGUAUUGAACUAGACGAAGGCUACGGCAGCGGGUUGUCGAGCCCCGCAACGGCUAGAGGAGAGUAA
Messenger RNA from Trypanosoma brucei brucei TREU927, 1728 nucleotides. RefSeq lists its product as hypothetical. NCBI's taxonomy places the organism in Eukaryota, Euglenozoa, Kinetoplastea, Trypanosomatida, Trypanosomatidae. The record is from RefSeq and is a predicted model, not a curated record. The coding region runs from base 1 to 1728 and encodes 575 amino acids. The transcript has a single exon.